GUCUGAGGCUCUGGUGAAUCAGUCACCAAGGUACAGUAUAUAUACUGGGGAGAAGCAAGGCAAAGGCAGACAGGAGGCACCUAAAGGGACAAAAGAAGGGAGCAGAGCAAAAGGCAGAACAUCUGUAGGUGUCAUUAUGGCUGGGCUGUAUACUUUAAUCCUAGUUUCAAUACUUUGUGCAUGGGGAAACUCUGCUCCUACAGCCAGCAAGACCCCCGUGUCAAUUACAUUUCCAGGGGAAAUACGUACAAACAUGACUAGUGUGGAGGUGGCAGAGUGGUACCUGGUGAAGUUUGGGUAUCUCCCCCUCCAGCAGGGCCCAAACCAUCAUGUCUCCUUAAAAAAAGCUCUCAGCCAAAUGCAACGUAAACUGGGACUAACGGUUACUGGAAACCUAGAUGCAGAAACAUUGGAUGCCAUGAAAAGCCCGCGCUGUGGAGUGCCAGAUAUUGGCAAUUACAACACAUUUGAGGGAGAAUUAAAGUGGGAUCACAACGAUAUCACAUAUCGUAUUCUGAACUACUCCCCUGACCUGGACCCUGAAGUGAUCGAUGAUGCCUUCGCCCGCGCAUUCAAAGUCUGGAGCGAUGUCACACCUCUGUCCUUCACUCGUAUAUACAGCGGGGAACCUGAUAUCAACAUUCUGUUUGGGACUGAGAACCAUGGUGAUCCUUACCCCUUCGAUGGGAAAGAUGGCCUCUUGGCCCAUGCAUAUCCACCAGGCCCUGGAAUGCAAGGCGAUGCUCACUUUGAUGAUGAUGAGUUCUGGACACUUGGUACUGGAAUUGUGGUAAAGACUCGGUAUGGGAAUGCAGAAGGGGCUGCGUGUCACUUCCCGUUUAUAUUUGAUGGUCAGUCUUACAACUACUGUACAAGUGAUGGACGCUCAGAUGGGCUGCCUUGGUGCAGCACAACUCCAGACUUUGAUCAGGAUAAAAAAUAUGGCUUCUGCCCCAGCGAGUUACUCUAUACAUAUGGAGGGAACAGCAAUGGGGAGCCUUGUGUCAUCCCUUUCAUCUUUGAUGGUGUGUCAUAUAAUGGAUGUACCAAGGAUGGGCGCCAAGAUGGAUACCGAUGGUGCAGCACCACUGCCAACUAUGAUCAAGACCACAAAUAUGGAUUUUGCCCUAACCGAGAUACCUCUGUGAUUGGCGGUAACUCCCAGGGAGAUCCUUGUGUCUUUCCAUUCACAUUCCUGGGGAAAAGAUACAAUUCCUGCACUAGUGAGGGGCGUAGUGAUAGGAAGUUAUGGUGUGCUACCACCUCCAGCUAUGACCAAGACAAGAAGUGGGGCUUCUGCCCUGAUAAAGGGUACAGUCUUUUUCUGGUGGCAGCCCAUGAGUUUGGCCAUGCACUUGGUCUGGAUCACAGUGAUGUGAAAGAUUCUCUCAUGUACCCCAUGUACAGCUAUGUGAAAGAUUUACAGCUUCAUGAAGAUGAUGUGCGUGGGAUCCAAUAUCUAUAUGGGUCUGGGCCACAUCCUGCUCCACCAAAACCCACCGACGAGCCAAUGUCAACCACCACCACUCCAUCCACUAGAAUCACUACUACCACCCCUUCCACCAGGACCACUACUACCACCCCAGUGACACCAUCUGUGAACCCUGCCCUAGAUGCUUGUAAAGUGAAAAUGUUUGAUGCCAUUACAGAACUAAAAGGAGCUCUGCACUUCUUCAAAGACGGGCUGUACUGGACUGUGACCUCCAGAAAUAAGAAUGCUCUACAGUCUCCUCUCAAUAUCUCAGAUACAUGGCCAGCCCUUCCCACCAAAAUUGACACAGCAUUCCAGGACCCCACCAGCAAGAUGACAUUUUUCUUCUCAGGGCGCAAGUUCUGGCAGUACACAGGAAAGAGUGUUUUAGGCCCACGCAGCAUUGAGAAGUUGGGUCUGAGUAAGGAUGUGGAGGGUAUCAUGGGAUCUUUUGCCCGUGAUAAUGGAAAGGCUCUGUUAUUCAACGGGGAGCGAUACUGGAGGCUUAAUGUAAAGACAUUGACUGUCGACAAAGGAUACCCACGACUGACAGAUGUAGACUAUGCUGGUGUUCCAAGUGACUCCCAUGAUGUUUUUCUGUACCAAGGCAAAUACCACUUCUGUCAGGAUCGAUUUUUCUGGCGCAUGACAUCACGCAAGCAAGUUGACAGAGUUGGUUAUGUGAAAUAUGAUCUCUUGCACUGCCCAGAGCAUUAAAUGGAGAGCUGAGGAAGAGUGGGAUGGUGUGUCCAUGGCAACAACCAUUACUUUUGGGGAAAGGAGCAAACGAAUUUGGUUAAUAGUUGCUAAUUGUAUCAUGGUUCCACUAUAUUUUGUACUGAUAAGGAACUGCCAUGUGGACUGAUUUCUACUGGCUCUAUUUCUAUGCACAGUCCCAAAUACUUUCACUACGCAGCAACUUCCUAAUAUAUAAGCAGACAUCCACAUGAACUGGCAUAGAUUGCCUUAGUGAAGGCUUGCUAAAUUUCUUUUUGGCCCAGCCCAUUAAAGGAGAACUAAAGCCUAACUAAAGAACUAGGUUAGAAAUGUUGUACAUUAUGUUUUGUGCUUCUGUAC
This is a messenger RNA of Xenopus laevis (African clawed frog), 2548 nucleotides long. RefSeq names its product matrix metallopeptidase 9 gene 2 S homeolog (gene mmp9.2.S). Gene Ontology annotation, biological process: animal gross anatomical part developmental process; regulation of multicellular organismal process; collagen catabolic process. Gene Ontology annotation, molecular function: metallopeptidase activity; zinc ion binding; metalloendopeptidase activity. The coding region runs from base 137 to 2188 and encodes 683 amino acids. The transcript has 13 exons. The record is from RefSeq and is a predicted model, not a curated record. Gene Ontology annotation, cellular component: extracellular matrix. Lineage: Eukaryota; Metazoa; Chordata; Amphibia; Anura; Pipidae.